AUGUAAUUAUUAAGAGAAAUUGUAGAAGGUGUACAUUAUCCAAUCAAUACAAUUGAACAAUUAAAGAAAUCAGUUAUACGAGAGAUCAAUAAAUAACAUUAUAAUACUAUUGAUUACACACAUAGACGUUCACUUACUACUUAAGAAACACCAUUUACUGUUGUUAGCAUAAAGAAACCAAAAACUCAAUUAAAUACUAUUGAAUUAGCACCACUAAAAAAUAAAACUAGGUUUAUGCCUAAUUCCACAUUGGAAUUAAUUGUUAAAUAGCAAAAAAACAAGUCAUUGUAAUUUAAACAGAAGAUCUAUUCAUAAGAGUAUAAAGAAAAGAGUGAAUAUGUGUAAGGUAGAAGAAGAUUCAACAAGAAUGUCGAAAGUCUUAAACUAAACAACUAAAGAUUUAGAUUGAGUGUAAGUGAACAAUCCUAAUAAUUGAACAAACUUCUUGAAACUAGAUUGUCACGUAUGUUGAGAUAUAACAAUAACAAUCAUGAUAAUUAUUUAUAAUGAGUGGAUCCAGUAUCUAAGCACAAUAGAAAUCCAUUCAACUGAAGACAGCUAACCUUCCCCCAACAUGGGAAAUCUUCUCUACCCUUGACUUUAAUAGAUAAUAAACAAUCUAUAAAACUAUGUGUGAAUAGAUCCAAUAACAAAUGAAAUAAAUCACUGUCUUACAAGAAAAGGUUAAAUAAAAUGAUGUAAGUCAUUGUUAUUUAUUCUAGUUACUUGCUUCAUAAAAAAUAGAAGAAACACAGAAUCGACUAUCAGAAGAAUAAUUUAAAUUGAAAUAAGAAAUUCAAACCCUUUAAUCUCUUCUAGAAAAAAAAGAAAAUGAGAUCAAAUUUCAAAAUGAUUAAUUAGAUGAAUAAACAAAUUACAUUAAACAACUAGAAAUUGAUGUCUAAAAAAGAUAAGAGUCACAAAAAAAUGAUUAGUUAAUUUUUGAACUUAAAUAAUAAAUUAAGGAACAACAAUUAGUAAUCUCUUAAGAUGAGAAAUCGAUUCAAGAAUUAAAAUACACUAUUGAAGAAUAAGAACAAUAAUUAGAUGAUAUUUAGAAUAAAUACAAUCAAGAAUUAGAUGAUAAAGAUCUAAAACUUGCAGAAUAUUAAGUAUUAUUACAUUCACAUAUUAGAAACAAUUAGAAUUGUAGAUAGAGGAUAAUUUAAAAUUGUAAUAAGGAUAUUAAUCAUUGAAUGAUAGAAUUAAUUCAAAUAAAGACUAUCAAUAAUUUGAAUAACAAUAUAAUGAAUUAUUCAAUGAAUUCUCAAACAUAAGACAAUAAUAUUAAAAUAAAUGCAAUAAAAUUAAAGAAUAAGAAUUAACUAUUGAAGAUUUGAUCGGAGAAAACUCAAGACUUGUUAUUGAACUUUAUCACUACUAAAAAUAAUAAUGA
Paramecium sonneborni is the source of this 1396-nucleotide messenger RNA. The record is from the annotation of a GenBank genome assembly. Lineage: Eukaryota; Ciliophora; Oligohymenophorea; Peniculida; Parameciidae.